AUGGAACCUCUCAGGAACCAAAGCUCCCUCCAUCCCAUGGUCCACCUCACCGGCAUCCCAGGACUGGAGACGAGAUAUAUUGGGGUCUCGUUUUCCUUCUGCAUCAUGUAUGCCAUUGCUUUCUUGGGGAAUGGUGUUGUUCUCCUAGUGAUCGUGAAAGAUCAGAGCCUCCACAAGCCCAUGUACCUCUUCCUCUACAUGCUGGCUGUGAGUGAGUUGGGGGUCUCCAUCUCUACCCUCCCCACAGUGUUGGGUGUCUUUCUGUUUGAUGCCAAGGAGAUUGGGCUGGAUGUGUGCCUGAGCCAAAUGUUCUUCAUGCACUACUUCACUAUGACAGACUCAGGGGUCCUCUGGGUGAUGGCCCUGGAUCGCUUCAUAGCCAUUUACAACCCUCUGCAAUACACCACCAUCCUGACAACCUUUAGGAUUAUUUUGAUAGGAUUAGGGAUUGCCAUGAGGAGUGUUCUACUGGUGGCCCCACUGCCUCUUCUCCUGAGGAGGCUGCCAUUUUGCAGGCCCAAUGUUCUGGCUCACCCUUACUGCAUGCACCCUGAUUUAAUCCAACUUCCAUGCGCAGACACCAGGGUCAACAGCAUCUAUGGUCUCUUUGUUUUACUCUCCACAUGUGGCCUUGAUUUCUUGUGCAUCGUCUUGUCCUACAUGAUGAUUCUCAAGACCGUUCUGACCAUGGCCUCCAAGGAAGGCCGUCUCAAGGCCCUGAACACCUGCGUCUCCCACAUCUGCGCCGUCAUGCUCUAUUACACUCCACUGAUUGCUUUGUCUAUGGUACACAGAUUCAGCAAGCACAAUUCUCUGAUGCUACACUCCCUGAUGGCCAACAUCUACCUCCUGGUUCCUCCGAUUCUGAACCCCAUCAUCUACAGCAUCAAAACAAAAGAGAUCCGCAAAGCCCUGGGGAGGCUUUUUUCUCAGAAGAAGUUCUGA
Podarcis raffonei (Aeolian wall lizard) is the source of this 945-nucleotide messenger RNA. RefSeq names its product olfactory receptor 51I2-like. The transcript has a single exon. The record is from RefSeq and is a predicted model, not a curated record. NCBI's taxonomy places the organism in Eukaryota, Metazoa, Chordata, Lepidosauria, Squamata, Lacertidae. Gene Ontology annotation, biological process: G protein-coupled receptor signaling pathway. Bases 1 to 945 code for a protein of 314 amino acids. Gene Ontology annotation, molecular function: G protein-coupled receptor activity; olfactory receptor activity. Gene Ontology annotation, cellular component: membrane.